AUGCUCAACGCAGUGCCCCUCAACUUGACGUACAAUUUCCUGGCCAUCAUCCACCGCAGUACUUGCACUCGCCUGCUCAAAGUCUACGGCAAGCGCAUCUUCCGGAUAGGCCUUCUCACGCACGCCAUGGGCGUCCUGCUCCCCGUCCGCAUUCGCGUCGCAGAACCCUUGGCCGGUCGGCCCCGAAGUGGUUGCGACAUGACCCGGCGGCAGCAAGGAGUCGGUUUGGCGAAGAGCUUCAAAGUGCUACAUCCGCUUGACGCCAAUAUGUCGCCCCAAGUCGAAAGCAAGUCUUCGCCCAUUGUCAUUGUCGGCGCUGGUGUUUUUGGUUUGAGCACGGCCCUUCAUCUCGCGAAACGGGGUUAUACAAAUAUCACUGUCCUCGAUAAGCAACCGUACCAAGAUUCGCAUUAUGCUUACGAGAAGGGUUGCGAUGCUGCUUCUGCGGAUAUCAACAAAAUAAUACGGGCUGCGUACGGUCCCCAGUUUGAGUAUCAAACCCUCGCACUAGACGCCAUUUCCAGAUGGAAGAAAUGGAAUGAGGAGCUAAACAGUGGAAAGACAGUUCCUCCAGGCUUCUCCACGGACGACACGCUGUUCAUUAACAAUAGCACGGUCACCAUGACGACUGGCUUGGAGAUGGACCAAUUCGAAAAGGACACCAUCCGGAACAUGGACCGCGUAGGACUGAGGGAGACGCAGGUCAACCUCCAUGAUCCCCAAGACGUGGCACGCGCAAGAGCGAAGGGAUUCGGUUUCGCCGUGGAUGCUUUCAACACCAACAACAUCAGCAGUGUGCUGGACACGCAGUCCGGCUUCGUGUACGCUGAUCGAGCGUGCCAUUUCGCGCUGCAUAAGGCACAGAAGCUCGGUGUGAAGGCCAUUCUCGGCGGUUCCAGGGGCACGUUCUCGCACUUCCUCGAGAAUGCCGAUGCAAAGAUCACGGGUGUGGAAACAGCUGAUGGGGUGUCACAUCAGGCAGACCUGACGAUCAUGGCUUGUGGAGGAUGGACGCCCUCUCUUCUGACGCAGCUUGACAACCUCUGCGAGACGACAGCAGGCAGUGUCACCAUGUUCCAGCUGCCGCAGGACAAGGCUUUGUGGGACAAAUUUGCGCCUGAGAACUUCCCUACAUGGUCGUACGACAUGCGUCGAGGGGAAUACGGUGGCUUGUAUGGCUUCGCGCGAGACCCAAAUGGUGUCGUGAAGAUUGGCUACCGUGGUACCAAGUUCACCAAUCCCCAGACGCAAGCAGAUGGCGCAAGCAGAAGCGUGCCCGCCACCCGCUGGACGCAAGAAGCCAUCCGUCAGAUCCCGCUCGUGGCAUCUCGCGUGAUUAAAGGCUUCGUGCGGGAUUACCUGCCUGAGCUGAUUGACUGCAAAAUGACAAGCCGACUGUGUUGGUACACAGACUCCUAUGACAAUCACUUUGUCAUCGACUUUGUGCCUGAGUAUCAGGGUCUGAUGGUGGCCACGGGUGGCAGCGGACAUGGUUUCAAGUUUCUUCCUAAUCUUGGUGAGCAUGUUGUGGACAAGAUCGAAGGGAAGAAGAAUGACUAUCUGCAGUAUUGGAACUGGAGGAGCCUUGAAAAGGGGGCGAAACCAUAUAACAGCAUUAUGGAGGGUGCAGGUAGUCAUCGAUCCCUGCAUCAUCAGGCCAUGACGAGCUAA
This is a messenger RNA of Emericellopsis cladophorae, 1671 nucleotides long. RefSeq lists its product as uncharacterized. Bases 1 to 1671 code for a protein of 556 amino acids. Gene Ontology annotation, molecular function: flavin adenine dinucleotide binding; sarcosine oxidase activity. The record is from RefSeq and is a predicted model, not a curated record. Lineage: Eukaryota; Fungi; Ascomycota; Sordariomycetes; Hypocreales; Bionectriaceae. The transcript is spliced from 7 exons.